GUUUUUCUGGCUUCAACAUCGAACCAUAAUUGAUGAUAAUGAUGACCAAUGAUUUCUACAUGACCAGAAUUCUGCAGCAGCAGAGGAUCAAUAGCCAAUCGAUAUGGAUGAUAAUGAUGUUAUUGUUUCAUCAAGGUUAUAUUUCGAUCGAAUGUUAUGAGAUAUAUGAUCCAAACGAUCAGAUUGCCGAUGAAUCAAUAAUGAGUGUGGAAAAUGGAUUAUCGGUCCAACAUGCAAAAGUAAAUGGUAAUGAUGAUGAUGUUUCACUUGGAUUCGAUUGCCGCAACAAGACCGAAGGAUAUUAUGGCGAUCAGCAUUAUUGCGACAUGUUUCAUUAUUGCAAGCUGGACGGAAAGGGGUUCACAUUUGUUUGUCCAGCCGAUAAUUAUUUCAAUCAGGAAUCGAUUGCUUGCGAACAAAUGUCUGUCCAGCAGAAUGGCUGUCGUCGUAAUCAAUCUACCAGCCUGACCGCGGAUCCUGUUACUGAUUCGUUGCUGUUCAUGUCAAUCAGUUCGACAACUCUGGUACCGCCAACCUAUUCCACAACGACCAUUACGUCUAACGACAAUAACAAAUCCUUGUCCAAUGCUGGCACUAUGAUCGAAUCGGUCAAAUUCAAUGCAACAACAUCAUCUGCUACCUCGAACAAUAGUAAACCAUCGUUUGGAAUUACCAUGGCGCCUCCAAUGCCCACGACGACGAUGCAAACGAUACGAAAACGACCGGCCAUUUUGCCAAUCAAUGAUAAUGACGAUGAUGAUGAUCAACCAUUUUCGCUUGAUCAAAUCGAUAUGUCGGAAUUUAUGUUACCACAACAGUUGUUCGAAUUGCCAUCGAUGAUGAUGCCCACACAACCAUCCAAGGAUUAUCAUCACAGUGAAAAUAAUCAAUCGUUGAUUGAUGAUGCACGACAACGAUUAUCGCAUUCGAUACAUCGAUUUCUGCGAGACAGUGUUCAACUGCCAUCUCAUUAUAUUCGGAUGGUACCCAGAUUUUGGCGACAGCUGCAAUCAUCGUUGCUGCAGCAAACAUCAUCCGCUGACAAUGACAACAGUGAUGACAAUUCAUCAUCGUCGUUGGAUAAGCUUAGCAGUAAUUUGGCGCCGGUUGUGUGGAAAUCGCCGCAUUCAUCAUCCACUCGAUUGCAACAACGAUUCGAAGAAUACAAACCUAGUGCGACGGUGGUCGCUUCAGACAACAAACCACUUUCCACAUUAUCGAUACCGGUAUUGAUACCGAUCAAUUUGACUCGUGAUGACUAUCGUCAAAAUAUGGCCACAAGCUUAUUGCGUCCAAUAGUGAUUCCGUUGAAAGAUCAUGGUAAACUAGUGCCGGCAUACGUUCUGCAAUUCAAUCAACAUCGACUGAAAAAGCGUUCCUCCCUACAAUCGGCAUUGGCUGCCAACAAAUCGGGCAACAACAAGGAUGAUGACAACAAUAAAGCGAACAAUGGCAAAAACAACUCGAAAAAAUUACUUCCCAAACUAGCAUGGCGUUCGGGCAGUUUACUAACCAAUUUGAUACCAUCCAUUCUACGUAAUAAACUUGCCAAAUCGUUGGCCACUAAUAAACAGCCGAAACCAUCGGAAUCUAGCGAUGACAAAAUAGCAAUGGAUUCAUCGCUGAGGAUGGCUGCCGCAUUGGCAAACAAUGCUGCUUGGUCGCCGAUAUCUAUUUAUGGACCAUGGUGGACGCCUGAAUCCUAUGCAUAUCUGCAACAACAAUUGAUAAAAGCAUCCGAAUCAUCUGGUUAUGAUCAAAUCAACAACAAUAAUGAUGGUGGUCCUAUGUCGGCUUCAACAUCGUUCAACAUACCUUCCUCAUAUCACAUGAAAACUGAGAGCAGCGAACAAAUCAACCAUCAAACUCACCGUCCUCCCUCAUCGCAUCAGUCAUCAUCUGCGUCGGCUACGGCUAAGGCAAAACAAUUACUCAAACAAUCCAUCAAAUCCAUCAAAUCAGCAAAUGCAACAUCGGUCAAUAGAAGACCCAAGACAUCGUCCGGUCAUCAGAAACAGGCGACUAUAGCAACAAAUGCCAAUGUCUAUGUGCCGGAUGAAGUUUUCGAUGAUUUUCAAAUAUCGUCAUCGAGUAAUAAAGAUCAUAUGGAGACCGGAUCGUACAGAGGACGUUCGAAUGGUGGCCAUUCGAAACCAAACUUGAACGAUAACAAGGAUCGUGGUAUGAUGAUUGUCAAUUAUGCCAAUGGAACAACGUUGAGAAUUGCAGCCAAAAAACCAAAUGCGGAUGAGGAUCGAAACAAGUCACCGAAUGAACCGGUUGAUCGUUUUACUUCGACCGUAUCGGCAUCAAUGAUGGUAGCUCGAUCACCGUCUAUGGAAACCUCGACGACUACAUCGAAUCGAAAUGGGAGAAUCGAACACUACGAAUCGGAUAUGGCCAACACUGCAUCGAAAUUGAUGACUGAAUCGAGCAGCAAUCAUAGGCGGCGGAUAUGAUUGACUGUUGUGAUCACCAUUUUUCCCACUGUAAAUAUUCAAGAGAGAGAAAGAGAGUUGUCCAAACUAAAGUGUGUCCACUAUCGCAAUAUUCAAUAUUAAUGAUGAGAAUGAUAAAUGUU
This is a messenger RNA of Dermatophagoides pteronyssinus (European house dust mite), 2581 nucleotides long. RefSeq lists its product as uncharacterized. The record is from RefSeq and is a predicted model, not a curated record. Gene Ontology annotation, cellular component: extracellular region. Gene Ontology annotation, molecular function: chitin binding. NCBI's taxonomy places the organism in Eukaryota, Metazoa, Arthropoda, Arachnida, Sarcoptiformes, Pyroglyphidae.